Messenger RNA from Saitoella complicata NRRL Y-17804, 1333 nucleotides. RefSeq names its product LuxS/MPP-like metallohydrolase. The transcript is spliced from 3 exons. Gene Ontology annotation, cellular component: mitochondrion. Gene Ontology annotation, molecular function: metal ion binding. The coding region runs from base 29 to 1333 and encodes 434 amino acids. NCBI's taxonomy places the organism in Eukaryota, Fungi, Ascomycota, Saitoellomycetes, Saitoellales, Saitoellaceae. The record is from RefSeq and is a predicted model, not a curated record.
ACGAAGGAUCUCCUCGGCUGCCCGCCCAAUGGCGCGGUCUAUGGCUACCACCGCCGCCCAGAUGCCCUCUUUUUCCUACAACGUCGCCGACGUCAACGGCCUCAAGGUUGCUACUCGCGAUGACGGACUCCCCACUACCGCCCUUUCCGUCGUUAUCAAGGGUGGAUCUAGAUACCAGUCUACUCCUGGAGUUGCUCACGCUUUGGAGAAGUUUGGUUUCAAGGACACAGCGGCCCGUACUGGUCUUCGUAUGACCCGCGAGUCUGAGCUCCUUGGUGGUGUUCUCUCUACCCAGCUCCACCGCGAGUCCAUCACCUACACCGCCCAGUUCACGAAGGAGCACCUCGCUUACUUCGUCGAGCUCCUCGGUGAUGUUGUCAGUCUCCCUAAGCUUUCUCCUUACAACCUUACCGAGAAGGUCAUUCCUCUCUUGAGGCUCGAGUCUGAGGCCGCUCAGGCCAACCCUCUCCACAAGGCUUUUGAGACUGUUCACCAGCUCGCAUUCCGUCGCGGUCUCGGUAAUGAGCUCCUCUCCGGUGGCUCCUACCCUGUCUCUAGGGAGGACAUAGCCAACUACGUCCGACAGACUUUCACCAGGGAGAACAUCGCCAUUGUCGCUUCCGGUGCCAACGCUUCCGAGGUUCAGCGCCUUGUCGCCGAAUGCUUCCAGAACCUCCCGUCCACGACUGUCGACGGUAAACCCGCUACCGAAGCUUACCCCGCUCUCGAAGGUGUCGCUACCAAGUACUUCGGUGGUGAGGCUCGCGUUGCUACCAACUCUAACAUCGCUCACUUCGUUGCCGCUUUCCCUGGUGCUUCCAACAAGAUCUCCGAGGGUGGUGCUGAGUACACCGUCCUCGCUAACCUUCUCGGUGGUACGCCCGCCGUGAAGUAUUCUGACGGUGCCUCCCCUCUCGCCGUUGGCGGUGGCGGCAGAGCCUUCGCCACCAACCUUGCCUACUCCGACGCUGGUCUCUUCAGCGUUGUUGUCGCUGCUCCUACCGAAAACCUUCGUAAUGCCGCUUCCAAGGCUCUCAUGAGCAUCAAGGACGCCGCCCGGAACGUUUCCGCCGACGAUCUUAAGAUGGCCAUCAAUAAGGCCAAGUUCGCUGUCUUGAGCGCAAACGAGGGUCGUGCAUCAGGAUUGGACAGUGUCGGUCGUGCCAUUUUGGAGAAUGGAAAGGCUGUGGAGACCAAGGACUUGGUUGCUGCUUUGGAGAACGUGUCUGCUGAGUCGGUGCAGAAGGCUGCUGCGAAGUUGUUGGAGGCUAAGCCUUCGGUGGUGACUGUCGGCAAGGUGCACAAGUUGCCUUAUUACGAUGAGCUCCUCUAG